ACAAAUAGCCUAUCGUAUAUGUAACACGGCAUUAAAUUACUUAAUGUUUAUUUCUUUGCAUUUUAACUUUGUAAACUAUAAAAUAACGUGUCUCCUCAUGUUUUGUGUGUGGAACUAAUGUUUUAGUCUUGAGCUGGUCAGCUGACUGACAGUUGUUCUCCCGCUCUUUUCCUCCUGCUCUGCCAGCCACGCCCACUUCUCCCUCUGCUCUGCUCCACCCCCAUUUUGUAGCAUUUUUUGAAAACAUUCUGAGGUAGACUUGAACUGAAAGAGGAGGGUUUCAUUACCCCUUUAACGAAUACUUCUUAACUCUUCACGUUUCUUCAUUAUACCGGAAAUACAGGGCAAAGCCUACUGGUAUUCAACAGCGAUUUCAUAUCUAAACAGGCCUAAUGGAGGAGACACGCCAACAUGUGAAAAAGAGAGGGAAAACUCAAUUACUGAAAAGAGAAGAGAAACGCUCAGAUUUCUCCUGCGCUCAGUGUGGAAAGAGUCUGUCAUGCAAAAAAACUCUGAAUUAUCACAUGAGGAUCCACACUGGAGAGAAACCAUUCACAUGUUCUCAGUGUGGGGAGAGUUUCAGAUACUUAACAUCCCUUAAUAAACACAAGAGGACCCACACCGGAGAGACACCAUUCACCUGCACUCAGUGUGGCUCGAGUCUGAAUUGCAAACAGAGUCUGGAGAUGCACAUGAGGAUCCACACUGGAGAGAAACCGUUCACAUGUUCUCAGUGUGGGAAGAGUUUCAGUCAAGCCUCAUCCCGUAAUAGACACAUGAUCAUCCACAAUGGAGAGAAAACACACGAAUGUGACCAAUGUGGGAAAGCCUUUUUGAGGGCUUCAGAACUGAAGAUUCACCUUAGAGUUCAUACAAAGGAGAAAUCCUAUUCAUGCUCUGCGUGUCAAAAGAGUUUUAAACACCUCCACACUUUAAGAGUUCAUGAGAAGACCCACACUGGAGUGAGAGAGUUCAUGUGCUUUGAGUGUGAGAAGACCUUUAUUACAGCUAUAGCCUUGAAACUGCACAAGAGGACUCACACUGAAGAGAAACCCUAUAAUUGUGAACACUGUGACAAAAGAUUCAGACGGUUAGAUUCACUGAAAACACAUGAGAGGAUUCACACUGGAGAGAAACCUUAUAAAUGUUCACAAUGCGAUAAGAGAUUCAGUCAGUCAGAAACCCUUAAGUUACAUGAGAGGAUUCACACUGGAAAGAAACCUUACAAGUGUUUACUCUGCGGGAAAAGAUUCCGUCAUUUGGGAAGCUUGAAGAAACAUAAGAGGGUUCACACUGGAGAGAAACCGUACAAGUGUUCACACUGCGACAAAAGAUUCAGUCAGUCAGAAGGCCUGAAAAUACAUGAAAUGAUUCACAAUGAAGAGAAACCUUACAAGUGUUCACACUGCGACAAGAGAUUCAGACUGUUAGGAACCCUGAAAAGACAUGAGCGAGUUCACACUGGAGAAAAACCUUAUAAGUGUUCACAGUGCGACAAGAGAUUUAAUCACUUAGAAGGCCUGAAAUUACACAAGAGGAAUCACACUGGAGAUAAACCUUACAUGUGUUUCCACUGUGACAAGAGAUUCAGUCAUUCAGGACAUUUAAAAACACAUGAGAUGAGCCACACUGGAGAGAAACCUUACAAGUGUGGACACUGCGACAAGAGAUUCAUCCGGUCAGAACAUCUGAAAAUACAUGAGAGAAUUCACACUGGAGAGAAACCUUACAAGUGUUCACUCUGCGACAAGAGAUUCAGUUGCUCAGGAAGCCUGACAACACAUGAGAGGAUUCACACUGGAGAGAAACCCUACAAGUGUUCCCUCUGCGACAAGACUUUCAGUCAGUCAGGACAUCUGAAAUCACACGAGAGAUAUCACACUGGAGAGACCCACAAGUGUUCACACUGCAGAAAGGGAUUUAGGAAUUUAAGACCCCUGAAGUCACAUGAGAGGAUUCACACUAGUGAUAAACCAUUCACAUGUUCUGAGUGUGGGGAGAGUUUCAGAUACUUAUUAUCUCUUAAUAAACACAAGAGGACCCACACCGGAGAGACACCAUUCACCUGCACUCAGUGUGGCUCGAGUCUGAAUUGCAAACAGAAUCUGGAGAUGCACAUGAGGAUCCACACUGGAGAGAAACCGUUCACAUGUUCUCAAUGUGGGAAGAGUUUCAGUCAAGCCUCAACCCGUAAUAGACACAUGAUCAUCCACAAUGGAGAGAAAACACACGAAUGUGAUCAAUGUGGGAAAGCCUUUUUGAGGGCUUCAGAACUGAAGAUUCACCUUAGAGUUCAUACAAAGGAGAAAUCCUAUUCAUGCUCUGUGUGUCAAAAGAGUUUUAAACACCUCCACACUUUAAGACUUCAUGAGAAGACCCACACUGGAGUGAGAGAGUUCAUGUGCUUUGAGUGCGAGAAGACCUUUAUUACAGCUAUAGCCUUAAAACUGCACAAGAAGACUCACACUGAAGAGAAACCUUACACGUGUCAACACUGUGACAAGAGAUUCAAACUGCCAAACACCUUGAAAGCGCAUGAGAGAAUUCACACCGGAGAGAAACCGUACAUGUGUUCACACUGUGAUAAGAGAUUCAGUCAGUUAAGUUCACUGAAAUCACAUGAGAAGAUUCACACUGGAGAGAAACCUUACAAGUGUUUGCAGUGUGGAAAGAGAUUUAGUUGGUCGGUAAGCUUGAAAAUUCAUGAGAAGGUUCACACUGGAGAAAAACCUCACAAGUGUUUGCAGUGUGGAAAGAGAUUUAGUUGGUUGGUAAGCUUGAAAUCGCAUGAGAAAGUUCACACUGGAGAAAAACCUCACAAAUGUUUACUCUGUGGAAAGAGAUUCAGACGAUUAGGAAGCCUGAAAAUACACAAGAGGAUUCACACUGGAGAGAAACCGUUCAAGUGUUCACACUGCGACAAGAGAUUCAGUCACUUAGAAAGCCUGAAAUUACAUGAGAGGAUUCACACUGGAGAGAGACCUUACAUGUGUUUCCAGUGCAAGAAGACAUUCGGUAGGUUAGGACAACUGAAAAGACAUGAGAGGAUUCACACCGGAGAGAAACCGUACAAGUGCUCACACUGCGACAAGAGAUUCAGUCGAUCAGAAAGCCUGAAAAGACAUGAGAGGAUUCACACCGGAGAGAAACCGUACAAGUGCUCACACUGCGACAAGAGAUUCGGUCGAUCAGAAAACCUGAAAAAACACGAGAGGAUUCACACCGGAGAGAAACCUUACAUGUGUUUCCAGUGCAACAAGAGAUUCAGCCAGGCAUGGCAUCUGAAAAAACAUGAGGCGAUUCACACUGGAGAGAAACCUAACUAGUGUUCACAUUGCAACAAGAGCUUCAAUCAGUUACAAACUCUGCAAAAUGGAGAGAAAGCGUUCACAUGUGAUCAGCAUCUGAAGAGUUUCACCUCCACAACUUCAAACAUUGGGUUAAAUUAGGCUCUCUAGUCUCCGUGUUCAGUUCAUUUCUUCCACUGUAUCUGUUCACCUCCGGAAACGGAACCAACCCAUUCCAGAUCAAAUCGACAGUUUGGCUGGUUCUGCACACACCUCACAAAUUCAAAGUGACAACAUCCCAAACUUUAUUUGACAUUUUCUAAGAAGGAUCAGAGCUUAGGUCCUGCUCAGCUCAUAAAUUCCUCUCACAAAGAACAAACCACAACCAUGCAAGCAGAAACAGUUUCAAGACAUCUUCUAUCGAUGGGGGAAAACAUGUACAAGCUACACUACAAAAGCACAAAUGGCACCAUCUUUAAGCCAGGAGUACACACAGUGCGAUUUCUGCUGUUGAACAAGCUUAUAUAUGAUUUCUUACCACGGCAGAAGUCAUGGAUAUCAUUGACGCUCAUACGGUCAUGUCUCGUAACGCAUGAAUGGAACUUUAGAGCAGAGCUGAACAGUUAAAAGUUUGGUUAUAUGAGUCGAUCCGUCAAUCUAUCUGGAGUUUAAUCACAUGUCAAAGAAGGAGGAGUUCCAGACACCCACACCAAUUACGUGAUUGACAUGGACCAAUGGCAGCCCAAAUGUGUUUAGGAGCCAAAACAAUCUCGACCAAAAAGUUGUGAGCUGUUUCAAACUGGUGAAACCGUCUCAAAGCAAUUUCAUUAAGCAUGACAUCAUUUCAGUUCGUUCUUCCAUUUCCGUUUAAGCAAUUUCUUUUGCAGGCAAUACAACAAAUAUUAUUUAAUGUGUUCCUCAUGAUUUUUAGUGUUUUUAGGGAUUUUUUUUGGUUCUUGCAACACAUUUAAAAAAAAAAAGUUGGAACAGUAAAGCAUUUAUCAAUUUGUAAUGUUUCUAUUCCUUUUAACAACACUUAAAAUACAUUUAGGGACUGAAGACACCAAGUGAUGAAGUGUUUCAGCUGUAAUUUUGUCCUAUUUUUCCUGCAAACAAGUCUUAAGGUGGGCUACGGUACAGGGUCUUCAUUGUAACAUUUUGCUCUUCAAAAUGCGCCACACAUUCUCUAUUAGAAACUGGUCGGGACUGCAGGUAGGCCAGUCAAGUAUCUGAAACCUCUUCCUCUGCAGCCAAGACUUUGUAAUGUGUGCAGAAUGUAGUUCCCUGAAAAAGAAGGCAGCAUAUUGCUCCAAAAUCUCCAUGUACUUUUCAGCACUAAUGGUGCCAUCACAGAAGUGCAGGUUACCUUUGCCAAGGGCACUGACAAAACCCCAUACAAUGACAGACCCUGGCUUUUGGACUUGCUGGUAACAGUCUGGAUGAUCAUUUUCUUCUUUGGGUCAGAGUCCACAGCAUACAUUUCUCCCAAAAAAAUACCUAAAAAUACUGAUUCUUCAGACCACAGUACAUGUUUCCACUGUGUGAUUGUGCAUCCCAGAUGCCUCCGAGCCAAGAGAAGUUGACUGCGCUUCUGGACACUGUUAACAUAGGGCUUCCUUUUGGCCCAGUACAGUUUUGACUGGCAUUUGUGCAUGUAACUACAUAUUGUGGUACUUGACAACGGUUUGCCGCAGUAGUCCUGAGUCCAUGUGGUGAUCUCGCUUAUAGAUGAAUGAGGAUUCUUGAUGCAGUGCAGCCUGAGGGAUCGAAGAUUGCAGUUGUUUAGCUCAGGCUUGCACCCUUUACGUACUGAAAUUCCUCCAGAUUUCUUAAAUCUUUUAAUGAUGUUCUGCACUGUUGAAGGUGAAAUAUCCAAAUUUCCUCUUCUCUUUCUUUUGAGGAACAUUGUUUUUUAACAUUUCAAUCAUUUUCUCAGGUAUUUGUUGUCAAACUGGUGAUCCUCUGUCCAUCUUUGCUCUUAAAGGACUAGACCUCUCUUGAAUGCCGUUUUUGUACCAAAUCAUAAUUACAAUCACCUGUUGACAUCACCUAUUUUAAAUCACAUCAAUAUUUAACCAAUUUACCUGAUUACCAGCCCUAAGUUCCUCCUGUUCCAACUUUUUUUGAAAUGUGUUGCAAGAACCAAAAUUGUAAUAUGUGUUUAUGAAAAAGAAAUCAUGAAGAACACAUUAAAUUAUGUUUGUUGUAUUGCCUGCAAUGAAAUACAAGUCAACGUAAUUUUAGAAAUCGCAAAAUUUUUAUCUGCCUCACUAUACUGUCUCAACCUUUUCUGAUUUUGGGUUAUACAUAACAUGUCUUAGCCAUGUUUAGUGAGCUAAUUGCGUUUUCUAGUGGACAAUCAGAGCUCUUAUCUUACUAUUAUCGCUCUUAUUAUUUGAGCCCUUUAUUUAGAAAAGCCUUAAGGGCAUCAUACACAGGAUGCAUCGCUCGGCAACGAGUCAUGCAUUUGAAAAUUCUAAACAAAGGUUUCUAUCAGGGUACACACACCGGCGCCGCAAGUCAGCGGCUGUUUGCGGUGCCCAGCUUUGACUCGGGAGACUCUUUAUAUUACUGCCGCCCCAAAGAGCGCUAUCUGAUUUGUUUCAUUUUAAAUAGCGUGCAAAUUUGCGCGUCUGGUGUGCGAUACUUCUAACUGUCAUGUGCGGACCGUGUCGUGACGCAUCCCAUGUGCGACCUGCAUUAGGGGCUGUUCACAUAUCUUUGCAUACGCAAGUUCGUUAUUUCUAAUAGAGGUGUGCUGCUUGCAGAUUCCAGGCGCACCUAGUUAAAAGCAUCGCCACUUUUCAAAAUUCCAAUGGUGCACUGCAAGCCAUGUGACAAGAACGACCAAUCAGAUUCAUACUUUGAAUGCAAUAUACACAUUUCAAUAGAUUAAUUACCUCAGUCAAACACAGAAAACCCAAACAUCACAGUGCUUUUACAUUUUCUCCAUGAAUAAAUCUUGUUUUAUAAUCCUCUGAGAUAACAGUUGAUGGUCGCAAAUCGCUUUUCACACGCUUUUAAAUGUGAUAUGUGAGCGGCCCCUUGGCCUUUUUUCUUUAUUUUUAUUUUUAGGAGUGAUCAAUUAUAUAAAAUUAAGAGAUUUAAAUGUCAUGUUAUGCUUAUCUUUUGCUUUAUUAUUAUUUAGUGAAAUAUUUAAUCCUGGUGCAUUUGUGAGAGUUUUCUACAGUGUAAUGGAUUAAUUUUAUCAGUUAUCAAUGAAUGGUAAAAUUUAGGAAAUUGUGGAGCAGGAAAUUAUAUUACUAUUACUUUUCUCUACUUAUGAAACUUUGUGCGUGCCUUUUUAUACAGAAUUGCUUUGUAGCACAAGUUUAUUAUAGUAGCUCCAUAUUCUGUUGUAAAUGUGUUUUUCAAUUUGGCUUGUGUGGAAAUUACUGCUGUUAACCAACCUAAAUGUAACCUCAUUUCUAUCAUUGGUAGAAUAAAUUUGGUACUAAAUGUUUGCUAUUUUAGGUUAGUUAGAAUUACCUAAAUGAUUUGCUAAAUGUCAGAAUAAUACGAGAAUUUUAUUAGUUCCUAGACAGUCGAAAGUUUAAACACAUUUCCUUGGUAUUUUUUUUAGCUUUGCUAUAAAACUAUAUAACUUUGGUCAAAUG
Messenger RNA from Danio rerio (zebrafish), 6904 nucleotides. Lineage: Eukaryota; Metazoa; Chordata; Actinopteri; Cypriniformes; Danionidae. The record is from RefSeq and is a predicted model, not a curated record.